Oncorhynchus mykiss (rainbow trout) is the source of this 575-nucleotide messenger RNA. Its product is annotated as chloride channel protein 1-like. Lineage: Eukaryota; Metazoa; Chordata; Actinopteri; Salmoniformes; Salmonidae. Gene Ontology annotation, cellular component: plasma membrane. The record is from RefSeq and is a predicted model, not a curated record. Gene Ontology annotation, biological process: chloride transport. Gene Ontology annotation, molecular function: voltage-gated chloride channel activity.
UCAACUGAACAAGAUUGGAUCUGAACAAGUAUCAAUCUCAAAUGUGUGUGUGCGCACUGAACUGCUGUGUGUGUUAGAAUGCAUAUGUAAGAAAGUGUGUACACUCUUGACGUGUGUGUUUAGCUGAGAGUGUGCGGGUGGAAAUGCUGAAGCCACCAUCAGGGCUAUUUUUGGGUCAGUGACAGCGUGUCAAUGGCUGCAGAUGUGUCGCAAAGGAAGGCUCUGAGAUACCAACAGACCCUGCUCUACGGGGAGUACAGGGAACAACUCGGUUGUUCCCAGCCACACGGCUGCUGACAGAGAGACAAUGGAGAAAGCAGAAAACAACAUGGUCAAUGCCAGACGGGGGCGUGGCCAACAACACCUUCACCAUGGAGUCAUAUGUCAGCCACACCUCCUCCACAAAGAAGCCCCGCCCCUACUCCAAAUGCCAAGACUGUGUGGCUCGUAUACAGCGGUACAUCGUGACCAAGCUGGGGGAGGACUGGAUCUUCCUGGUGCUGCUGGGCCUCACUAUGGCCCUGGUCAGCUGGAGCAUGGACUACACCAGUGCCAAGAGCUUACAAGGUACAUGA